Mercenaria mercenaria is the source of this 2318-nucleotide messenger RNA. RefSeq lists its product as uncharacterized. Bases 671 to 2125 code for a protein of 484 amino acids. NCBI's taxonomy places the organism in Eukaryota, Metazoa, Mollusca, Bivalvia, Venerida, Veneridae. The transcript is spliced from 12 exons. The record is from RefSeq and is a predicted model, not a curated record.
GGAAACCUAGUACAUGGGGUAAAACGUCAUCAGUAUUGCUGUGGGUACUUGUCAACCAUUGAAUAGUCAUACACACUAGGUAUAACAUAAUAAGUGGACAAAAUCCUCUCUACUCUAUUUGGCCAAGGCAGAAAAAAUCUACCCUUUGAUAUUUCUUCAGUUUUAUCCAGAUUUUUACUUCAUAAUGAACAAGAGCUGUCUCCAUAGGAUGACACAUGCCCCCGAUGGCACUUUGAAUGAUUAGUUAUGGCCGAUGUUAGAGUUUAGGACCUUUGACCUACGGAGCUGGGUCUUGCGACACGUCAUCUUACUGUGCCACACAUUCGUGCGUAUAUAGUUAUAAUAAUUCGGUUUGCUGCAAAAUCGUUGUAUUUCCGUAAGUUAUUUUCAGUAAGAUUUUGCUAUUGUUUUGGAUGUUGCGAGGCAGUGUCAAUCUAUAAUGUGUCAAUUAUUUAUCCGCAUGUAGAAUUUUCAAUAUACCAGUCGUAUUUUGAAUAUCACAGUAGUUCGUUGAGUAAAGAGGCCCCCCACGGGACGCAGAUCUUCAGUAAUCGUUACACAUUCUGAACUGCAUUUACCAAAAGAAAAAUGAAAUCUUUUUUGAAAUAUUUUUUAUGACAGGGAGUCGAAACAUGAUCAGCAAUCACUUGAUGAGGAAUGGCAUGAAGUUAUGCAGACUGAAGGAGAAAAAACACCAGAAAAAAUUACCAGUGUAGCAAAACCCACAAUAUCUACUCCCCUUGAAGACCAACCACCAGUUUUAUCCAUGUUGCCAGAUGUAUCAGAUAUUUCUGAAGGAUCUGAAUCAGAUAUCGAUAUUAUGGAGAGGUACAUGAAGCGAGCAAAGGAGGCCGACAAUUCCUUUAUUGAGAUAUCACUGGACUAUGGUACAGAGGAUGAUAAAGACAGCACAUACAUUCCAGAAACUAGUGACGAAGAAGAAUCAUGUAAUGAUGAUUUAUCUGAAUAUGAAGACUUUGAUCUGGAUAUGUCUCUACUAUUGGAGAACACUAUGCAGAAUCUAGAAGAAGUGCCAAUACAAGGCUCAGAAGAGAGAGAGAGUUAUGUUGAAUCUGACGAAAGUGAUUAUGAAGUAGAAACUGAUGAAGAAGAUAGUUCAGACUAUGAAAGAAAUGUGGUUACGGAACGAAAGAUUAUAUGCUUUGAGGAAAAUAUCAAACAACUGGCACAGAUGUUAAGAGUUCAAUAUACCACAAGAAACUGCACCUCAGCUGUAUCCAUUCAGCAGUCACUUAAAGGCACAGCUAUGGAGUUAAAAUGGAUACAAGGCAAACACAGCGUCCCAGUCAUAUCUGAACAGUUCAGUGACAUGGUACAAAGAAACAGACUGAAGUAUGCUGGCCAGACAAUAACUAUUGCAGGAGAUGGACGCAUGGAUAGCCCAGGGCAUAGUGCUCAAUAUUGUACAUACACUAUGCUCGAGAACCAAUCAAAAGACAUAAUAUCGAUGGAAAUAGUAGAAAAAAGAAUGACGGCUUUAAAAUCUACACGAAUGGAAAUUGAAGGAUUGAAGAGAGCCAUAAUUGGAAUACAGGAAGCAAACAUUAGUGUCGGAGAGGUUGUAACUGAUGCUAGUACAACAAUUGCAGCAAUGUUGAGAAAGGAUCAUCCAAAAGUUACGCAUUCUUUUGACACCUGGCAUGGAGCCAAGAACUUUGGCAAGAGGAUCGGAACUGUAGCUGCUGAGAAGAAAAACAAAGACCUCCGACCCUGGGUUUCAGACCUUGUAAACUAUUUCUGGUUCUGUAGUAGGUCUGCAAGUGGUGAUGAAUCAAAACUUCUGUCUAGCUGGAGGGGAAUCCUUCACCAUGUUGUAAAUGUACACCAAUGGGGACUUGGUGAUGGUGCAGGUCAAGCACAGUGUCAGCAUGGGGACCUUGAUGACCAUGUUGAACCAAAAUGGCUUGAACCUGGGUCUGAUGCUCAUCAUUCAUUGACACGUGUGAUAUUAGACACUGGACUUCUUCAUUCACUGAAACAUUAUGUUAAUUUCAGGCAUACAGGGGAACUCGAAAAUUUCCAUGAUGCUUUGCUUAUGUAUUGUGCAAAGAUACGCAUACAGUUAUCCAGUAUACAAGGCCCGGAACAUGUUGGCAGCCCUUGAUUAUCAAUUCCACAAGGACAGACCAAAGCUUGUCAACAAGAAAGGAGAAUCCAGAUUACGCAGGGUAUGGAGUAAGAGAUCAGCAAAUUGGACUGCAUAUGAAGUAAAAGAGCCAAAGAAAUAUGAUUAUAUGAAUGAGUUGCUUCAAAGAAUCAUUGAGCAUUUCACUGAAAGUGACAUGCCAUUGAGUGCU